AUGAUAGGUGCAUUACAUGUAAGUCUGAUGUUCAGCUCAGUCAAACUCUAUGUUUUGCCAGAUGCUGACGUUUUGUCUGAUAAUAGCUUUCGUGUAACAAGACCCAGCAUCACAGUGGUACACUCCAACCCAAAGAGUCAUAGAAUCCCCCCGGGGGGAGGGGGUUAUGUAAUACUUCCUAACUCUUUUCACAUAAAACAAAAUGACAACAGAGGUGAAAGGGCUGCAUGUUAUUUUGCUGUUAACUUCUUUGAAGCCUGCAGCUUAGUGAAAAAUAAAAGACACUAUUUAAACAUCAUGAACGGUAGAAAUGAACUUCUCAAUGACUUCUAUAAAGCUUACCUAAUCAACGAUCGAUUGUAGGGUUUGUGCUUAAUGUAAAGCUGAUACCAUUAGCAGACUGAGGAAAAUCAAAAUGAUGGCAGAUGUCAAGUUCAAGAGCUAUAAACGCUGAAAAUAAAGUACAGUACAUCAAUCGGAAGAGAAGGAUCCGAGACAAGGUGAUUUCCAAACGGUGUCUGUGAAGACUGCUGAGAUGAUUGGAGACCUGGAAACUUGUACCCAAGCCUCGAACGUGAUUUGGACACAGGCAGCCCAAGCUUAUGCUAUAAUGUUGUGGCGUGGCAAGGCUAAGGUGCGCACAGUUUAUUCUCAUUCCUUUUAGCUUUUAUUGUUUUUGUUAUUGAUCUUUGAUCUUUGACAAUUUUCAGGUUAGCCUGAAUUUCAGACAUUCCUUCUCGUCACAUAGCGUAAAGGUAGCUACGCCCCGAAAAUUCGAAGACGUAGGGGUCACUUACUCUGAGAAAUGGGAUUUGUACGGUAUGCCGAUGUAGUCCCCACGAGAAUGGUACCAGAAAGCGUCUUAUUCGAGAAGAUCUUCGGAGUGUUUCGGACAAAUCUCUUUAUUUCAUUCAUCAUAAUUUCUCAACAGGUUCAGUGAAUAUUUCUCAGUAGCUUAAAAUAUUUAAUUUGAAGUGUUAACAAAGUAUAUUUUUUAGCGGGCUUUAUAUUCCAGGGGUCAGACCAGACAACUAAAUGAAACACCAACGUACCAUUCACAUGGUCUACAUCUUAUUACACAGAUUCUUUUCUGACCAUUUCUCAGUGAUUAUAGCCUGCGACACAGACCAGACAAAACUGAUCGAGGUUAAAUAACUUCUGUAACACAGACUGAUUCAUUUCCCACUCUUGGAUCUUGAGCAAACCUCCUGAGCUGCCUCAAGCCUGUAAAUGGUACCCCUUUUCAGCUUGAUGGGUGGGUUGGUUAGAGGAAAGGAGAUCAGUUAAAGGACAAAGUUGAGAGCGAGAAGAGAGAGGGUCAGGGUGUUACUGUCUUCCCAUUUGCUUUCUCAUUUCCCCUUUUCCACCCCUUUCGGACCUUAGACAGUUACAGAGCUACAAAAAACGGCCUGUCACGCUUUUUGCGUGAUCGCGAUAGAAGCAAGACACGUGACUGACAUUUUUUGCACGCAAUUUCUAAGAGGAACUGUUGUGUUUGCAGACGAGUAAACAGUUCUUUCAUUCAAGAGGAUUAAAUUCCACUUGCACCAUGGCUGGUAAGUUGUUUGAUCCAGCGUAGUAUACAUUUGAAAAUCGCCAGCUUUGGCGCGUUAUUGAUGGCUAGACACUAUAAUUUGACGAUCGAGGCGCUGUUUGGUGAGAAACCAACGCCCACGCCAUUGCAAAGUUUUCGCCAAUUUGUUAAACGUUGGUUCGAAAAGCUAUUAAUAAGGUUAACCCAUUUGACACGAUAACCUGAAAUUGUUUUUUUGAGUAGAUCGAGGGACUGUAAUAAAAUGAAACCGCAAAGAUAUUGUCGUCUGUUCGACAGCCGAUAACGAUAUGCGAUUUCAUAUCUCGAGGAUAAGAAAGAAUGUAGUGUUGACAGUGUGGGUAAGCUUGCGUAUUUAUAUGCAAGCUAGCUAAAUUGAAUGGAAUUUUGUGCCUGUGUGAAAACUGUCCCGACCAAGAAUGAACGUAUCAUACAGAUUUAGGAAUGUAUCUUUUUAUCUAUCAUUUUAAUAAGCCUCUAAACAGCCAAUUACAUUUUUAGUCCUCAAGUGUCGAACAUUGAAUCCUGACGAUGUUUUGUGGGUUUUUCCGUUAAAAUAAAUUACAAGGCGUAUUUAUGGGCCUUUUUGAUGCCUGUCUUUCACUGUUUAUUUUACAAACAUAAAUAACGUGUGUUCGUGACGUAAAAACUUCGUUUUCUUUUUGUGAAUACAUAAUUAACUGUUGCCAUUCACCUCACAGGACACCCAAGUGUAUCUUAUGUUAAGUAAAUACGCCGAUUCAGGAAAAAACCGGAAGUUGCAUGGAAGCGAGGCCUAAGGGCCCUCACACUUAAAAUGACGACGUAACAAAAAGAUUCUUGUAAGCAAAAUAAGACAACUGCUGCACCCACAUAAAAUAAUCGAAGUGAAAAUCGGCCGGAUCUCACCUAUAUACCAAAAAAGUUUCAUCAGAUCUUGAAUCAAGUAGAAGAUGGGAAAAAGGAAUAUUGUUGUUUAGAGCAUUUCGUACCAAACGACUACAGAAUUAGUCUCGCCGGACAUAGAAAGGUCGACUUAAAAAUAGGAGGCAUCCGUUCCUGUUUCUGCUUCGUCUUCAGCCAAAUCAAAUGUUAAAGAAUAACGGGGACAUAAGGAAAAGUAUCCCAUGAGAAAAAAAAAGGUCAGAAGAAUCGUCAUUGAGUGAUAAAGUACAAGCUGUUAAUUUAUAGGUCUUCCAGCGAUCGAACAAAUUGUUGAAGCGAAACGUUUAGAAGUGGAAAUCCUUAAAAAAGGAUUAAGGAAGAAGGAGUAGGUUUUCACGUUUGGUCUGGAACGCAUUUUGUAAAACCCAGAUGAUAUUCAUUUAGUCUACACUGGGUUUAGCCUGCGUGCAGAUGAUAACUAAACUCUGAUUAGUACCGUCUGCGAAGCAGCGCAGAGAUCCUUGUUCUGGACCCCCAACGGACUCAACGAAUUACCGGAAGUGCGUUUCGAAUUCCCCUUCAACCUGAUUGGCGAUCACGACAAACAAAACAAAGGUCUUUUUUAACUGGCCAAUCAUGGCGCGUACUCAAAUCUGGGUACACAGCUGGAAGUCCAGAACAAGGAUUUCGGCGCUGUUUCGCAGACGGAGUUAACCAGAGUUUAAUUUCGUCUGCGCGAAGGCUACACUGGGUUUCGAGAUUAUGAAACUUUACUUUACGUUUAGCGUUUUGGAAGUAUUAUAGAACCAAGCGUUUCCCGUCUAACGUAUUAUAGCAGUGUGAGAGAUGUCACUUAAGUGAAUACUGACGACGUUUUCCAAAAAAUAAAUACACCUGGAAAAAAUAUUUUUCAAAUUUUUACUUUUGGGGGAAGGAAAUGGAUAUAAGGUAUAAUAUCACACACAAUUAAUAGUUAGUGUGCAAACAUUAAAUUUGUUACAGGUUGUGACAUGACAGAUUAUAAUAAGGGAUUCUUCACAUGUAGGAUCAGAGUGAAUAAAAGACCUGUGCUAACAAUAACCCAAGCCGACUUGCUUGAUUUACAAAAACUAUCUUAACUUGAGGUCAUACCACAGGCCAAACUUGAGCAUGGGGUAUGCUAAUUCUGGUAAAAUGUAUUGGUCAAAAAAGUUCUAAAGGUGUACUAAUUUCUCCUUCCAUGAUGCCAUAAUAAAAGGUACCUGCUGCUGAAACAAUUCCUUGUUGAUCCAUGCUGAAGGGCUGAUCUAUUAAAUGAUUUGUGUUCAAUUUCAGGUAAAUUACAGUAUCUGUAUUGUUGACUGUGUUUAAUUGGCUCAGUGAGACAAGAUUGUAUUUUUUUGACACAUGAGAUUGUGAAAUUGAUUUGUGGUCACAUCAACUAUUGUCUGUGUGUAUUGUUGGCUGUGAUUGUUAAAUUGACUUGAGACACUGUUGUAUUUGUUAAACAUGGAUUUGGUUGGAGAACAGAAGUAUAUGUACUAUUGUCUGUAGAAGAAACAGAUGUGAGUAAAAUCUUUCAUUUGCAUUUGUAGAGCAAAUCCUUUAGCAGCAAUUUCAAUUAGGGAAUUCACAAGUACUAUAUCAGAAGCAUUGGGAUUCAUCUUUUAAAAGGGAAGACCUUUGUUAACUCUGACAAUGUUCACUUUGAGUUUUUCAACAGUAUAGGGGUCUAACUUUCUCGAUUUCAAACGACAGGGAUCAUAAAAAGUAGACAACAGGCCCCUCCUCUUAUGACCUGGUGUGUAUGCAUGGUGCCUUGGCUUGAUAAGCUUUAAGGCCAUGAUUGACCGCUAGUGUUCCACUAUUCAUCUACCUGGAAUUCCUCAUUUUCUUGACUAAGAAGUGCUGGGAACGUUAUUCUCGCAUUGAUUUUUCAUUUCAUUGUUCCAUGACAUUUCAUCCAAUUUCCAUUUAACUGCCAAGACAACUGCAAGGCAACUGCAGCCGCUCCUACCAGCAGGACAUAAUAAAUCAAACGCGGCUAGUCAUAAGUUUGGGUUUUCCAACUGGGUUAACAAUCAUACGUGCUUUAUAUUUGACACAAUAUUUUUUGCAGGAGGAACAACAAAAAGCCAUGGCCUAAUGUAAACAACGUCGUUAUCAACAGGUUUAGAUACUUCAUGAUCAAGAUCAUGAACAACAUUUCCCCAAUGGCAUACGUAGAGAGAGAUUUUUUUCAGUAAUCUUGCCGCAAUCCUUACGGUGACCUAGGGUAUCGGUCAGUGUCGCUGGAGAUGGGCCUGGUGAAACCUUUGCCUGGAUCAGGAUCAUAACCUUUAUCUCUAUUUUCAGACAUAACAUUAAGGUUCUUGUCUCUGUGGGCCAGGAAACAAAUGAGUUUAUUGUAUCUAUCGGUCGGUUUGUAAAGUUAUAAAAUUAUUUCACCUUAAACUUAACUUUCGUUAAGGACUUUGUUGUUACCGCCUUGGUUUAUUCUUGUACCUUUUUAUUAGAAUUUUACCUGGUUUACUUUUAACCUGCAAAUUUUUAAGCUCCCGUUCUUUUUUCGGGUGUCAAUUUGACCACUUCAAUAUUUACUUGCUAGGUCUUGAAACUUUUUUCGACAACCAUUUGUUUUUACCGCCAGGCGCCGCAAAGGCCGAAGGGCCCUUAGGCCUUGCUUCCAUGCAACUUCCGGUUUUUUCCUGAAUCGGCGUGUUGGAAGUACCAUUUUUUUGUCUUGACUUCAUGUUUUGCCAUGAUUUGGGCAGGUUGUACAUCGUCUGGCGUAAAAGUUAUAGACCUUUCUUAUCCAAGUUCAAGUUUCAAGUCUUGUUUUUCUUAAUUUCCACACAAUGGAAAAGUAUAAUUAUUAUUAUCCAUGAAAGAGGUAGAAGUGAAAAAUGUUGAGGUGUAUGGUUGAGUGAACUUCAUGUAAUUAGCAGUCUUAUGUUGAAUUCAUAACUUAUAAUUUUCAUUUUUUAAUAUUAAGAAAGGUGUCCACGUUGCAAGGACAGAGUGUAUGCAGCUGAGGAAGUAAGAGCAGGAAACAUGAAAUUUCACAAGCGUUGUUUUACCUGCAACAACAAGCCUUCUUGUAACAAGUCUCUGAGUAGUGGCUCUUAUAAUGACAACGGAGGUAGGUUAUCAGCCUAAGCUGCCAUACGAAGUGUUGCUAAAGAGGAAUUCAAUAACUUCAGUUGCUCAUCUUGAUUGAACGCAUGGCUAUUGUGUUGAUGAAGCAGUUUGGUUGUUCUUUACAGCUGUACCGCAUAGUCUUAUUUGACUACCUUUUUUCUUAAAUAGGGAGGCAUUCCACAUGACACAAAUAAUUUACCUUGAGGUUACCAUUUUGUCAUAGCAGUUUUCAACAAUGCAGUUUAUAAUGUUGUGUUUUAAUUGUAGAUAUGAUGCAUCAAUCAAUGAAGUUCCUUGCAUCCACCCCAUCCCCCAAUGCACCCCACACCCCCUACCCACAAUAUAUCCUUAAAAAUUCAUGUAAUUUUGGUCAAUUUUAUCUUACUACUUUUAAUGCCUCUAGGGGCUUCUUUUUGUGAAAGAACAAACCCAUACAUAAUCCACGCAGUCAGAAAAUUCAUGACUUGGGCCAGUUAUACCAGUAUAGUAAAGCUGUGAAUACAGCCAGUCUCACCCCAGUUAUGAGAAUCAAACAUUCCCUUGACAUCCCGGACAAAGCUAGCCCAGCAUGGCAAAAAUUAAAACCCGUCAGUGUCAAUUCACUGGUAGUAAAGUCAUUCUCAAUUUAAAGUUCCAUGACGUCUUUUAAGGCAAAUCAAGAAAAUCUCUUUCAAUCAUUGGAGAUGAGAUGGUGUCCACUGGCUUGAGAAGGGUGAAGAUACCAUGUUACGUUGAUUGAAUGUUGAUGAUUUGCCCAGUGAUGGUGUGAAAGUUUUGUAUGUGAAUGCACCAGGAAAUGUGACAAUCAAGAUGCUGCAUAAUGAUCAACAAAAUAAUGAAGGCUUUUGUGAAACAGAUAGCAUGGGACAUUACAGCACAAUUCUCCAUUGUUGGUGAAGUUUCAGUUAAAGCUUAGUACGAUAAUUUAGAUCCGUAGAUCACUAUUUAUGAGAAUUCAACAUCCUGCAUGAUGUUGUUAUACCCUCUCUUUCUCAGUGGGUACAAAACCUCUUUUGGUUGGGGGGCGGGAAAUUAGCAGAGAAAAGUGAGUGCAGGCUUGAAUUCUUGUGACAGGUGGGGACAGAUCUUUCAGCUUUUGCAUGCACUUCAUUAUGGCCAAUAUUGUAUCUACAUGAAUACCCCACAAAAACCUUUGGAUAGGAAAAAAUGAUUUGCAUUUUAAAAUUCCAGCAGAGAGGUAGACUCUAACGUAACUUUUGUUUGCUCAUGGUUUUCAGGAGAAGUAUACUGUAAAGGUUGCUAUGGAAAACUUUUUGGGCCCAAAGGAUAUGGGUAUGGAGCUGGAGCUGGUGCUCUUCACUUAACUGGAAAGUAA
This is a messenger RNA of Porites lobata, 6872 nucleotides long. The record is from the annotation of a GenBank genome assembly. NCBI's taxonomy places the organism in Eukaryota, Metazoa, Cnidaria, Anthozoa, Scleractinia, Poritidae.